AUGGAGCGCACAGGAAAGAUCUUUUUCUACGAGGACAAGAACUUCAAGGGUAAUCACUUUGAAUGCAGCAGUGACUGUCCGGAGCUCAGUUCUCACUUCCAGAGAUGUAACUCCAUCCGGGUGGAGGGCGGGGCCUGGGUCAUCUAUGAGAGGCCUCACUACACGGGCUACCAGUACGUCCUCAUGAGAGGAGAGUACCCAAACUACCAGACCUGGAACGGCUUCAGCGACACCAUCCGCUCCUGUCGACUCAUCAGAUAUUCCUCUAGCACGUACAGAAUGCGCAUCUAUGAACGUCCAGACUUCAGCGGCCAGAUGAUCGAGUUCAGCGAGGACCUGCCCAACCUGAUGGACCGCUGGCGUUACCGUGACGUCCAGUCGGCUCACGUCCAGGACGGCGUCUGGGUUUUCUAUGAGCAUCCAAACUACAGGGGGCGCCAGUAUCUGCUGGAGAAGGGCGAAUACAGACGGCACGCGGAUUGGGGCGCCCUGCAUGCGUCUGUGGGCUCGAUCAAACGUGUUGUGGACUGA
Messenger RNA from Centropristis striata (black sea bass), 531 nucleotides. Its product is annotated as gamma-crystallin M2-like. Gene Ontology annotation, biological process: visual perception; lens development in camera-type eye. Lineage: Eukaryota; Metazoa; Chordata; Actinopteri; Perciformes; Serranidae. The coding region runs from base 1 to 531 and encodes 176 amino acids. Gene Ontology annotation, molecular function: structural constituent of eye lens. The transcript is spliced from 3 exons. The record is from RefSeq and is a predicted model, not a curated record.